Messenger RNA from Triticum aestivum (bread wheat), 933 nucleotides. Its product is annotated as agamous-like MADS-box protein AGL80. NCBI's taxonomy places the organism in Eukaryota, Viridiplantae, Streptophyta, Magnoliopsida, Poales, Poaceae. Bases 1 to 933 code for a protein of 310 amino acids. The transcript is spliced from 4 exons. The record is from RefSeq and is a predicted model, not a curated record. Gene Ontology annotation, biological process: positive regulation of transcription by RNA polymerase II. Gene Ontology annotation, molecular function: protein dimerization activity; DNA-binding transcription factor activity, RNA polymerase II-specific; cis-regulatory region sequence-specific DNA binding.
AUGGCUCGCAAGAAGGUGGCUCGCAAGGCGACCCUCCAGUACAUCCCCAAUGACUCGACCCGGCGCAAUAGAUUCAAGAAGCGCCUCAAGGGCCUGAUGAAGAAGGCGGACGAACUAGCCGUCCUGUGCGAUGCCAAGACCUGCGUAUUGGUGUACGAUGAGGGCAAGGCAGCGCCGAAGGUGUUCCCUUCCCAGGCCGAGGCGGUGGGUAUCCUGAAUCAAUUCAAAAGCAUGCCGGAGUUGGGGCGCUGCAAGGAGGUGAUGAACCAGAAGCGUUUCAUUAGCAAGCGCAUUGACAAGCUCCGGGAACAGGUCGACAGGACCCGUCGCGAGUGCGAGGACGGCGAGAUCAGGUCCCUCCUUCACAAAACCAUGCAUGGCGACCUCUCGGGCCUCGUUGGCCUCAACAUCGAGGAGCUCACCAAAGUUGGCUACAAGGUGGACGUGCUUCUCAAGAGCAUUAGCGAACGCAUGGCAAAAAUCCAUUCUCAGGCGCCGCCGCCAGCUCCAUGUGUCGCCACUGGCAGCAUAGACAUGGGGUCUCCCGCGUUGUAUCCGGCACCACCUCAGCAGGAGAGCCGACUUGACAUGGUGAGCUCCGGAGGGGACCUCGACACCCUGGUCUAUGGUGGCUACGCCAGCGCCAACUUCUCUAGCAGUGGUAUGAUGAUGCAGAUGCAGUCCAUUGAUAUGGGGUUCGGUUCGAGUCCUUUCCCUCCCAUACCGUCCUUCGUUCUUCAGAACCACAAGAUGACAACAUUUGCUCAUCAAGAGGACAUCGUGGCCGAUCCAAGAUGCAGUCCUUCGAUUUGGGGUUUGGUUCGAGCUCUUUUUCUCCCACACGCACAGCAGGACCACAUUUUCUUCAUCAUGUGCGUCCGUGGUCAUCUUGCUCGUCAAGACAACAUCAUGGCGGCGUGGCCAAGGAUCUGA